CUUUAGACACUCCUGUCACCAUUUCAUUUUCUUUUCUCUAUUAGGCUUAUAAAAAUAAAAUAAUAUAAAAUAGUGCAAAACAGAACUGUAGCUGUAACUGUAUGACUGAGAAGAUUACCUGACAAAAUGGAUGUAAUUUCUUCAUCAUCAGAAGAAAUUAUUGCAUAUGAUCAAGUUUACCGGCCACCUUAUGAUUUUUACCCAUACAUACCCCCUGAUGCUGAUGGUCAUAUUGAAAGUACAUGGGAUUACCACCCUGAUCAUACCCACCAAACUGAGCUGGAAGUUUCUUCUAGUAGUCACUUUGCUGAACUGCAUCCUGCCACUUAUUACUACAGUGAUGUGGAGUCCUACCACCCACCUCUGGAUUCAGGACUAAGUGCUUUUGUUCCUGUGGUUGGUCCUCAGUUUGCAUAUGUGUCUCACCCCCUAUACCAGCACUCGCCUCCUGUCCACUGCAGCACAGACGAUGAAGAUGCAGGGGGACAUAGUCCACCAUUUGAGGUGUCUGAGGGGGAGGAGGACCAUGAUGAACCACAUGCCAGUACCUCCACUGGCAUUGUAGGUAACAAGAGGAAAAUGCGUCUUUAUCAGUUCCUUCUGGAGCUGCUCAGUGAUGGGGAUAUGAAAGACUGCAUUUGGUGGGUGGACCGAGAAAGAGGCACCUUUCAGUUCUCCUCCAAACACAAGGAGACGCUGGCCAGCCGUUGGGGCCAGCAGAAGGGCAAUCGCAAGAGAAUGACCUACCAGAAGAUGGCCAGGGCCCUGCGCAAUUACAGCAAGACAGGGGAAGUCAAAAAGGUCAAGAAGAAACUGACAUAUCAGUUCAGUAGUGAAGUUCUGAGGAGGAUGUCAGCAGAGAGAAAAUAUCACUGAAAGAGAAAGAGAGAGAUCUAGAGAGAGGAUGAACAGAUGAAGUCUCUGUUUCUGAAGAACACAUGCUGAACAUUUCCCCCAACUGCUUAUCUCAGGGACUCCACAGAUUUUAGGAUUAUGUCUAUGGCUAAGUAUGGAACCUAAAAUGUUAUGGGAAACUAAAGUGAACUAAUAUUACAUAAAUGAUUGCAUAACUCUAAACUACAACUAUACACAUAGCUUGUGAGGAUAAAGCAGUGGUUCUCAAUCUGUCAAUCAGCUUGGCCUUAACAAAGGUCAAAAGCAAGGCAUUUACAUUAAUUACUAAUUUUUAUCAUUGACUUAAAAGCAUGCAGCUCUGUAAACUACUGUCAUUGUUUGACAAGGCAUAUUUCAAUAUGUUAGGUGUUUCCACCAGUGUGCAUAAUGUAAUUCCUAAUAAAUAGACCAUGGCUUAUUAACAGUUCAACAAAAUUACAAUAGAAAGUAAAAACAUCCACACUCCUUGUAGGACUAGCUUUGAUCUAUUUAUUACAAACAUUAUUUUGCCAACUUACUCAAUUUGUUACAACAACUAGGUAAAUUAUGAAUGUGUAUCAGUUACUUAAUACAGAUAAACAGUCCAUCUCUUGGUGAUGUUUUUAAUAUGAUGGAGUCUGUCCACAGAAUAAAUGAAAUAAAUAUCUAGCUUACAGAUUUGAAAUGCACUCGUUACAAUGGCCAGGAACACACCAACUGUGUUCACAUGAUACCAGCCAUGUUUCCUAUGGAGUGAGGCAGUGCACAUCUCACAUUUACCAUUCACUGCUGUACUAAAUCUGACUGAACUUUGACCCGGUAUUUACAAACAAAUAAUUCCAGUAGUCCAAGUUUCAGAGGUUUAUGGAUCAACCGUUUCCAGGGUGGAACACCAAAAUGUGCCUUUAUGAAACAGCUAAAAGUAAAAGGGCCGAAUUGACAAAAUGCAGUAUGAGACUAAAGUGGAAUUCUGAGUGGUCUAUGUGGUGUAAAUCUAACAAGGCACAUUUUACAAGGCAACAUCACCAGCACUGUAAAAUACACUAUAUGGACAAAAAUAUUAAGACACCUCUUCUAAUCUUUUGAAUUCACAUAUUUCAGCCACAACAACUGCAAAGAGGUGCAAUAUAUAAAAAAGGUGCAACUAUAUAAAACAAUUCUAUGUUCCUAACUUUGCAGCAACAGUUUAGGGAAGGUUCUCCCCCUGCACAAAGCAAGGUCAUAGAAACACUGUGAACUUGUUUACUUCAAGUAAUGCACAUCCAUUACAUUAAUACAUUGGAUUCACCUCUUGGAUUUUUGUGCACUUUGU
Molecule: messenger RNA, 2185 nt
Organism: Trichomycterus rosablanca
Lineage: Eukaryota; Metazoa; Chordata; Actinopteri; Siluriformes; Trichomycteridae
Gene: spi1a
Product: Spi-1 proto-oncogene a
Exons: 5
Coding region: 127-876 (249 amino acids)
Biological process (GO): cell differentiation; regulation of transcription by RNA polymerase II
Cellular component (GO): nucleus
Molecular function (GO): sequence-specific DNA binding; DNA-binding transcription factor activity, RNA polymerase II-specific
Source: RefSeq, a predicted model, not a curated record